AUGGCCGAAUUCUUCAGAAAUGCCUUUGGCGGCGCCAAAUCUGAGGCGCCUGCCGCUGCCGCAAGCGCCGACUCGGAUUUCGCAGACUUCGCUGAAGCUGCCAGUCCCAUCCCCGUACCCGAACCCGCCGAUGCCACCAUCGCCGCCGCCAUUCCCGCCGCCACGGCCCCUCCCUUCACCAAGUGGUACAACAUCCAUGAGCGUCACUCCCUCUCCGAGUUCAAGACCGAGGGAAUCAUCAUGGUGAUGGCGUCCAUCGUCUUCUUUUUCCACAUCCUUGGCGCCCGCUCCAAUCGCUCCAAGGCCAAGUCUUGGAUCCGCGCCAAUGCCUCUGCCCUCAAGAGCGAGUUUGCCCUCGUCGGCUUCGGUGGUGUUGCCACCAUGGACAGCGAUAUCAAGCCCGACAACCUCAUCAAGGAGAAGUCGCUCUUCGAGUUUGCCACCUACGCCACCGGUCGACAGAACACCGCCUUCAUGGAUGUUAAGCUCACCUUGACCAAGAAGUUCAACCCCAUUGUCAACAUUUUCGAGGCCGGUCUCGGUUACUUCAUGGAGAGCUUCCCUGUCCCCCAGGAUGUUAUGGAGGCCAUUGCCUACCCCUUCGAUGGCAAGGAGAACCUGACCGUCCCCGGUAUCCCCGGCUCCGCCGAGGUGCGCGCCAAGGACCCCAAGAGCAACUACGACGGCUUUGUCUGGGCUAUUGUCAACAAGGACAACAUGCAGCAGGCCCGCGAGGAGCGAUACGACCUGUCCCUCACCUUCACCAAGGACAACUCUAAGCUCCCUGUCUGGACAACCGUAAUGAGCGAGAGCGCUGAGAUUACCGAGGCCCUUCUCACCCCUGAGCUGGCCGAUGCCGUCAAGUCUGCUGGUGAUCUGCUUGAGUACCUCAUCAUCUCGGACCAGCCCAUUGACAAGCCCGCAACCAUUGAGGAGACCACCCCUCGCAAGCGUCUCUUCCUCAAGUACCGUCUACCCUCCGGCAGUGACUACGAUGCUCUCCUGCCCCUCUUCACAUACUUCCUGCAACUCCCCGACGUCCUCGUCAAGGCCGCCCACUUCCGCCCCGAGGUUCUCAAGAAGGUCCGCAACACCCGUGAGGGUAUGAUUUCCGAAAUCAAGAAGGCCUCCGAGGAUGAGCGCAACGAGGAGCGCCUCCUUGAGAAGGAGAAGGCCCGAAAGGCUAAGCGCGAUGCCGAGCUUAAGGGUCUCGACGCCAAGGCCCAGAAGAAGUAUCUCGACAAGGAGAGGGAGAAGGAGAUGCGCAAGUCGCAGAAGAAGUCGACUAUGCGCGGUUGA
Ilyonectria robusta is the source of this 1299-nucleotide messenger RNA. RefSeq lists its product as uncharacterized. NCBI's taxonomy places the organism in Eukaryota, Fungi, Ascomycota, Sordariomycetes, Hypocreales, Nectriaceae. Gene Ontology annotation, molecular function: calcium ion binding. Gene Ontology annotation, biological process: endoplasmic reticulum calcium ion homeostasis. The record is from RefSeq and is a predicted model, not a curated record. The coding region runs from base 1 to 1299 and encodes 432 amino acids. Gene Ontology annotation, cellular component: endoplasmic reticulum. The transcript is spliced from 2 exons.